Molecule: messenger RNA, 716 nt
Organism: Asterias rubens (European starfish)
Lineage: Eukaryota; Metazoa; Echinodermata; Asteroidea; Forcipulatida; Asteriidae
Exons: 4
Coding region: 195-716 (173 amino acids)
Source: RefSeq, a predicted model, not a curated record
CUAGAGUAUCUAAAUAUAGAAAAGUAAAACUAAUAGCACAAGUCUAUUGUAUCAAAAGGGACUUAACCUUAUUUUUUUGUUUUUCAUUGUCUAAAAGAACAUGGUUUCAAGAAUUUCUGUUUCACUGAAAGCGACCCCCAUUUUUCACAGAAAAAACACUUGCUUUUUUUUAACCAAAGUUGAUUUCCAGGGAAAUGUACGCAGUUGUUGAGUUCAAGAUUGAGGGCACUGUGGCCCUAGUUGCUGAGAGCUGGCUGACGGACGAAGACAACAUUGUCAAGUGGCCUGCAAAAUUCAAGACACAAGGCAGAAUUGACAGAGCUGUACAGAGGUGCGAGCCACCAAGCAAUGAUUAUGAGCGGUUCCCCUGUCGUGUGCUGUAUAAAACAGCCUCUUAUGAGAAAGGCAUGGCUAAAGUGCGCCAGGCACAAGACACAUCAGACAUUGGAACUGAUAUGGAAACGGAAGUGCCACCCAAGAGAAUUAUGAGGCCAAACCCACGCUAUCAGCAGGAUGCAUCAUCAGAUGAAGAAAUUGUUACUGCAAUUCAGCCACGUCGCAGUGUGAAUUCCACAUCUAACAACAGCCCAUCAGAAUUGCCAUGUCCACCACCAAGCCUCAUCCUUUCGGGGUCACCCUCGGGGUCUUCGGGGUCUUCGGGGGGUUUGAGUCGGUCCUCAUCAGCUUGCACAGCAACUGAGAAGAAAGAAAACUGA